Molecule: messenger RNA, 618 nt
Organism: Miscanthus lutarioriparius
Lineage: Eukaryota; Viridiplantae; Streptophyta; Magnoliopsida; Poales; Poaceae
Source: the annotation of a GenBank genome assembly
AUGAUGCAGAUCUUUGUGAAGACCCUCACUGGCAAGACCAUCACCCUCGAGGUUGAGUCCUCGGACACAAUUGACAAUGUCAAGGCAAAGAUCCAGAACAAGGAGGGAAUCCCAUCGGAUCAGCAGCGCCUGAUCUUUGCAGGCAAGCAGCUCGAGGAUGGGCGGACACUCGCUGACUAUAACAUCCAGAAGGAGUCCACCCUCCACCUUGUGCUCAGGCUCACGGGUGGGAUGCAGAUCUUUGUGAAGACCCUGACUAGAAAGACCAUCACACUGGAGGCCAAGAUUCAAGACAAGGAGGGCAUUCCCCCAGACCAGCAGUGCCUCAUCUUUGUCGGGAAGCAGCUCGAGGAUGGCCGCACCUUGGCUGACUACAACAUUCAAAAAGAGUCCACCCUUCACCUUGUGCUCAGGCUAAGGGGAGGCAUGCAGAUCUUUGUCAAGACUCUGACUAGGAAGACCAUCACACUUGAAGUUGAGUCUUCUGAUACGAUCGAUAACAUUUUUGUGAAGACACUGACUGGCAAGACCAUCACCCUAGAGGUCAAGUCUUCUGACACGAUCGACAAUGUGAAGGCAAAGAUCCAGGAUAAGGAGGGCAUCCCACCGGACCAGUAG